AUGAAAGCGGUUCAAGAUCAUCUUCCUACUCUUGUCGGGUUAGCUCGAAGGAACAUUGUUUCUGAAUCGGUUGAGUGCAAGCUGUGUGGGGAAGGGGAGGAGACCAACGAUCAUCUCUUCUCUGGUUGUUAUAUAGCUAUGGGCAUCUUGGAUUUCAUUAGUCAUUGGUGCGGGAUACCAAACAUCUACGCUUUUUCGGGCAAAGACCUCAUCAUGGCUCAUACGGAAGCGUACAUGGAUAACAAGAAAAAUAAAGCGGUUCAAGCAAUCAUCUUCACGGUAGUUUGGUGCUUAUGGAAAUCCAGAAACGAAGCCAUGUUUGAUAAUAAAGAUGUCAACGCCGCAAAAAUUAAACAAGAGAUUAAGGCGUUAGGAUACUUGUGGAUCAAAAAUAGAUCUUGUUGUAAGACCAUUACGUGGAUCGAUUGGUGUAACUUUACUUUGUAA
Helianthus annuus (common sunflower) is the source of this 447-nucleotide messenger RNA. RefSeq lists its product as uncharacterized. The transcript has a single exon. Bases 1 to 447 code for a protein of 148 amino acids. Lineage: Eukaryota; Viridiplantae; Streptophyta; Magnoliopsida; Asterales; Asteraceae. The record is from RefSeq and is a predicted model, not a curated record.